AUGUUUCCACUCAUUGUCUUCUCAGGCUUUAUCACCCUGACCUUAUGUUCUGGACGUCAGUAUGUCUUUGUGAAUGAAUCCAAGACGUGGACUGAAGCUCAGAGAUACUGUAGAGAGAAAUACACUGAUCUGGCCACCACUGAAAAUGAGCAAGAGACGAUCCAGUUACUCAACAAAGUGAAUGACUACAAUACCAUUGAUCUGGCCUGGAUUGGACUUUAUGAUGAUCUGAACAGUUGGAAAUGGACUCUAGAAGACACUAAUUUCUUCAAUGUAGAAGAAAAAAUGUUCAGGAACUGGUAUAGCCCAGCACAACAGAUUUAUGGAGGAAAUAUCUGUGUGGCUACAAGGAACGGAGUAUGGCAAGCAAUAAACUGCAUAUUAAGUUAUUAUCCGAGUGUCUGCUAUGAUGGAAGGGAAAACGCAGAAGCUACUUAUGUUUUCUAUCCCUCGUACACAACUUGGAAAGAUGCUCAGAGUUAUUGCAGAGAGCAUCACACAGACCUUGUCAGUAUCAGGAAUGAAAAUGAAAACCAGAACGUACAAUAUUUAUUAAAGAAAUACAAUUCUGUAUAUACUUGGAUUGGUCUGCAUGGAAGCAGAUCUUGGUCAGAUCAGAGCAGUUCUUCAUUUACCUUCUGGAACACAGGAGAGCCAAAUUAUGUUGGAUCAUGUACUGCAGUGUCAUUUAGUGACUCAGGGAAUUGGACGGAUGAAAACUGUGAUAAUGAAUUUCCUUUCUUUUGCUACAAUGAACUCACCUCAUUGCGUCAGUAUCACUUUAUAUCUGUGUCUAUGAGCUGGUCUGAAGCUCAGAGAUACUGCAGAGAGAAUUACACUGAUCUGGCCACCAUUGAUAACAUGGAUGAAAUGAACAGUUUGAUGAACACAGUUGAGGAAAGUUUCAAUGGAUCAGCGUGGAUUGGCCUGUAUGAUGAUGUGAACAACUGGAGAUGGUCACUGGAAGACAAUGAUUUCUAUCAGGAAGGAGAGAGAGAAUUCAGAAGCUGGUAUCACGAACCGGACAACAAUGGAGGAAAUGAGCUGUGUGUUUAUAUGGAUCAUUAUGGGAAGUGGUUAGAUAUGUCUUGUGAAUAUUCACUUCCCUUUGCUUGUUAUGAUGGUAGUGAAAGUGCCACAGAGAGUUACAUUGGAAUUACUGAAGGAAAAAACUGGACAGAUGCUCAUAGAUACUGCAGAGAACAUUACACAGAUCUUGCCAAUGUGAGAAACAUGACUGAGAAUCAGAAGAUCCUUGAGAGUACAGGUGGUGGUUCAGUCUGGAUCGGUCUGUACAGAAACAGGAUUUGGUCAGACAAUCGGACUUCCAGUUAUCUAAACUGGAGACCACAGACUUUUGAUUUUCAGAGGCAACCAGAUAAUGGUUAUCAUAUUUUGGGAAAAUGGGGUUAUGAACGUUGUAUUGCUGUAUCAUUCAGAUAUUCAGGCAGAUGGACUGAUGAGACCUGCUUAACCAACAUGCCCUUCUUCUGCUACAGCAGAACGUGCACACAAUCUUCAUGCAGUCCCCAUCAGUAUCACUUUAUAUCUGAGUCUAAGAGCUGGUCUGAAGCUCAGAGAUACUGCAGAGAGAAUUACAUUGAUCUGGCCACCAUUGAUAACAUGGAUGAAAUGAACAGUCUCAUUAAAACAGUAGAGGGGAUUUACUAUGGUACAUCGUGGAUCGGACUGUAUGAUGAUCUAAACAACUGGAGAUGGUCACUGGGAAACACGGAGUUAGAAGGAGGUUUUAAAAGCUGGAAUGUCGAGCAACCAGGAAACCCGAAUGGACAGAGUAUGUGUAUGUACAUGUCAUACUCAAUGGGAUUUUGGACAGCACUGUCUUGCAGUGCUCGGCUUGCCUUUGUUUGCUAUGAUGGAAGACAGAAUGCCAGUGCAAGUUACGUGUUUGUUCCCGACAACAAAAACUGGACUGAAUCUCAGAGCUACUGCAGAGAGCAUCACACAGACCUUGUCAGUAUCAGGAAUGACAUUGAAAACUUCAGGGUUCUUUCAUUAGUUCCUUAUGGUUCUGUUAUUUGGAUUGGUCUGUACAGAACCAGAUCUUGGUCUGAUGAGAGUAACUCUACAUUUAGUAACUGGAUGUCAGGACAGCCAGAUAAUGCUGGAGGCAUUGAAUACUGCACUGCUGUAUCAUUUACUGACUCUGGGGAAUGGACCGAUGAAAACUGUGAUUAUCAGUUUCCUUUCCUUUGCUACAGUGAAUUAGCAACAUCCCGUCAGUAUCACUUUAUAUCUGAGUCUAUGAGCUGGACUGAAGCUCAGAGAUACUGCAGAGAGAAUUACACUGAUCUGGCCACCAUUGAUAACAUAGAUGAAAUGAACAGUUUGAUGGACACAGUUAAUGGGAGUUACAGUGGAUCAGCGUGGAUUGGACUGUAUGAUGAUCUGAACAGCUGGAGAUGGUCACUGGAAAACAAUGAUUUCUAUCAGGAAGGAGAGAAAGACUUCAGAAAUUGGUUUCAUGAACCAAACAACUAUGUAGGGGAUGAGCUGUGUGUUGUUAUAACUGAUGCAAACUGGGCUGAUUAUUCAUGUGACACUUAUCAUCCAUUUGUUUGUUACGAUGGUAGUGAAAAUGCCUCUCAGAGAUACGUUGUGGUAUAUGAGGGAAGGACCUGGAGUGAAGCUCAGAAAUACUGCAGAGAGUUUUACACAGAUCUGGCCAGCGUGAGAAGUGAAACAGAGCGUCAAGAGAUACUGAAUAUUAAAUAUCCAUAUUAUUAUGCAUGGAUUGGUCUGCACAGAACCAGACCGUGGUCAGAUCAGAGCAACUCUUCCUUUACAUACUGGCUGCCGUACACUUCAUAUGGUUAUGCACAACCAGAUAAUGGUUUAUAUGUCCCAGGACUGUCAGGAGGUCAACACUGCACUGCUGUGUCUUUACAAUCUUUUGGCCAGUGGACAGAUGAGAGCUGCCUUGACAGUUUGCCGUUCUUCUGUUACAGUGAUGAGUAUGGUAUGUUUUGUGUACAUGGGGCUGCAAAUAAUUGUUCAAUCAAUGCAGCAAGUUUUUACUGA
Messenger RNA from Paramisgurnus dabryanus, 3042 nucleotides. RefSeq names its product macrophage mannose receptor 1-like. The record is from RefSeq and is a predicted model, not a curated record. Lineage: Eukaryota; Metazoa; Chordata; Actinopteri; Cypriniformes; Cobitidae.